Messenger RNA from Cyprinodon tularosa, 2880 nucleotides. Its product is annotated as dual specificity testis-specific protein kinase 2-like. Gene Ontology annotation, biological process: positive regulation of stress fiber assembly; actin cytoskeleton organization; protein phosphorylation. Gene Ontology annotation, molecular function: protein serine/threonine kinase activity; ATP binding. Gene Ontology annotation, cellular component: nucleus; cytoplasm. The transcript has 10 exons. Bases 402 to 2474 code for a protein of 690 amino acids. The record is from RefSeq and is a predicted model, not a curated record. NCBI's taxonomy places the organism in Eukaryota, Metazoa, Chordata, Actinopteri, Cyprinodontiformes, Cyprinodontidae.
GCUUGCUCACGUGCUGUUUCCUGUUCUCCAUCUCCAGUGGCUGCUGGUGGUGCUGAUGGUGCUGAUGGGGUUCCAGCCUCCAGCCGACCGAGAUGCUGGAUGGAUGCGCCGCCACGGUGAGGCGUUCAGGGCCGGCUGGGAUUUUUAAGAGCGAGGCAGAGUUUGAGCGUUUGGAAACUUGUGAGGAUGGACAACCUUCAGAGGAACAUUGGGGAUUAUCCAUGGCAUCAUCAUCAUCAAAGAUGGAUUCCUCUCUGAUUGGUCGCUGGAGGCCGCUGCUGUGAAAAGAUGAGAUCAUAGUGAGAUCAGGUUCACCUUUACUCCUACCGAGGUUCACCUGGAUUCUGCUGAUGGUGAGAGGCACCAUGUCAGAGAGGUCUAACCCAGCCUGCUGAGGAACCAUGGACUACCACACCGAGUGCUGCCUGUGUAAUGCUGACGAUGGUCCAGGAGGUCUGGAUGAGCUCCACAGCAUCCACGCUCCCAACCGGAUCCGGCCGUCCUCAUACAGAGCGCUGCGGAGCGCCGUGUCCAGCCUGGCCCGCAUCGAUGACUUCUUCUGUGAAAAGAUCGGCUCAGGCUUCUUCUCUGAGGUCUUCAAGGUGCAGCACCGUAUCACAGGCCAGGUCAUGGCCCUGAAGAUGAACACGCUGGUGAGCAAUAAGGCUAACAUGCUACGAGAAGUGCAGCUAAUGAACAGACUUUGUCAUCCUAACAUCCUCAGGUUCCUCGGGGUUUGCGUCCAUGAAGGCCAGCUCCACGCUCUGACGGAGUACAUCAAUGGAGGCAACCUGGAGCAGCUGCUGGACAGCGACCUGUACCUGUCAUGGAGCGUGAGGAUGGGACUGUCUCUGGACAUCAGCCGAGGACUGGAGUACCUGCACAGCAAGGGCAUUUUCCACCGAGACCUGACCUCUAAGAACUGUCUGGUCCGCUGUGAAAACGGCGCCUUCACCGCUGUGGUUGGAGACUUUGGCCUGGCAGAGAAGAUUCCAGUCUACAGCGAUGGUGUGGAGAAGCAGCCGCUGGCCAUCGUGGGCUCCCCCUACUGGAUGGCCCCUGAGGUUCUGCGAGGAGAACUUUAUGAUGAGAAGGUGGACGUGUUUGCCUACGGCAUCAUCCUGUGUGAGAUCAUAGCCCGGAUCGAAGCGGAUCCAGACUUCUUACCGCGGACUGAGGACUUUGGUCUGGAUGUUGCAGCUUUUGAGAACAUGAUUGGAGAUUGCCCCACGGCGUUCUUCAGCCUGGCUGUCACCUGCUGUAAUAUGCGUGCGGAGAGACGUCCCUCAUUCUCUGAUAUUGUCUCCACAUUGGAGGCCCUGCGAGGAGAGGACAAACACGCAGCCAUCACUCUUGAGCCGCUGAUGGUGACUGUCAGCCCAUACCGGCGCCGCAGCUCCCCCUGUCACCCCGGAGACCACGGCCAACCCAGGAAGGGCCUGGCCAGGAGCCAGUCGGACAUGACGCCCCCAGGAGCCCUGACCCCGCCCCUCCUUGGAACACCUGCGCGGGUCAACCCCUUCUCCCUUCGCAGAGACCUAAAUGGUGGGCGGUGUAAACUGCUGGACACGCCCAGCAAGUCGGUCUUCUCCCUGACCUUCGCCCUGCCAGCGCGGGAUUCCUGUUGCUCCCCCCGCCUCCUCAGAGGUACAUCAGGGAUACAAGCUCCACCCAGGAGGUGCCAGUCGCUCCCCAGUACGCCCGAAAUCAGCCGGACUGCAGCGUUCCCCUGUGACAGCAGGCAGGAAGAGGGCAGGCGGCGGCAGGUUGGCUCUAUGGAGGCUGAUGCGAUGGUGGGGGGGUCAGAGAGGACGGAGGAUACUGAGGAGGGGGGCGGGGAUGCUGGUCUGCCUCUGGAGCUGGAGAUGGUUUCUCUGGAGCGGCUGGAGGAGGAGGAGGAGGAGAACAAUGAGGAGAGUGUCUGUCUCCAUGAACCCAUGGACUGCACCAAGUCCCCAGAACCAGCCAAGAGACCCCUAAACUCCGCCCACCUCAGACCCCUGCUGACCAACGGCUGGCGGCGGCCCAUCUCCAACGGACCGCCUUCUUUUCCUGCUCUGCCAAAGCUGGACAACAACAACCUGUCGGAGCUGGUGAUUGGCCAGCCGGUCCACUGGGGGCGGGGAUGGUACUCCAAUGGAUGCAGUGACGGCCAGGUCCCGCCCUCUGACCUCACAGGCUCCUCAGAACAAGAUGAGGUCACUUCCUGUCCAAGCUGCUGCUUAGUAGGUCUGAGUUUCCCCUCGAUGUGCCUCCGUGGCUCAGCGGCUGUCCCCGUCUCCCGGCGAAGGGCUUCGUUACCCCGACAACGGCAGUACCAGAACCUCAACGGUACAAUAACUGGUAGCAGUGCUUCCUCUUCCUCGGCCGCCGCUACUAAAACGCUCCUGUAUCGCAGCAGCAACGGACUGGUGGUGACGGACCGGUCCACUCCACGUGAGCCCAGCCGCUCCCUGCCGGAGGCGCAGUCUUAGCUCCCCCUCUGACCCACUUUAAACCCAAAGCUGAUGGUCUGAGAGGUGGACGGAGGUAGAAGGUCAUCAUGGAGGCUGAAAGGAAACGCCUCAGCGCGUCUGUUAGAGUCCAUAGAUGGUCCAAAGGUUCCGGAACGCUGGUGGGUCGCUUCUGCUCCGUACAGCAGAGUGAUGCUUGGGUUCCGCAGCGUGUUGUACUGACGUCAGACUGGAAAACGGCAUGAUGUUAGCUAGCAAACAGCAUGACGUUAGCUAGCAAACAGCAUGCUGUUAGCUAGCAAACAGCAUGAUGUUAGCUAGCAAACAGCAUGACGUUAGCUAGCAAACAGCGUGACGUUAGCUAGCAAACAGCAUGACGUUAGCUAGCAAACAGCGUGAUGUUAGCUAGCAAACAGCGUGAUGUUAG